This is a messenger RNA of Exophiala bonariae, 1767 nucleotides long. RefSeq lists its product as uncharacterized. Gene Ontology annotation, cellular component: mitochondrion. The transcript is spliced from 8 exons. Bases 1 to 1767 code for a protein of 588 amino acids. NCBI's taxonomy places the organism in Eukaryota, Fungi, Ascomycota, Eurotiomycetes, Chaetothyriales, Herpotrichiellaceae. The record is from RefSeq and is a predicted model, not a curated record. Gene Ontology annotation, molecular function: FAD binding. Gene Ontology annotation, biological process: ubiquinone biosynthetic process.
AUGGCUAUCUCUAAUCCGAGCAACGGCGUCAAUGGGGUGGGACACCAGAUCUCACCAUCCUUGAAUGGCAACCACAUAAAUGAUACACCUCUAGAGGUACCAGUACUUAUCAUCGGUGGAGGACCGACUGGUCUGCUUCAAGCUUAUCUCCUGGCACGACUUCAAGUCAAAUGCUUGAUCAUCGAACGCUAUCCAGAAAGGCUUGGGGCACCCAAAGCUCACGCACUGUCUCCAAGGUCCCUCGAGAUAUGCCGACAGUUCAAUUUGGACGUGCGGAAGAUUCGCCAACUCGGUACUAAGAGAGCAGAUGCAUUCUGGGUGAAUUUUCUCACAAACCUGAGCGGCAAAUCAGUGGGGGUUCUGCCAUAUGAACGGAUGGACGUUGGCGUGCUUGAGCAUACUCCAGAGAUGAUCCAUAAUAUUCCACAACCAACGUUCGAAGAUUUCCUGACAGAUGUUAUUUCUGGAGAAAGGAAUGUCGAUCUUCGAAAAGGAAUAUCCUUUGUGUCCCUAGAACAGCUUGAUGGUGAGGUUAUUACCACCGUCGAAGAAAGAGCCACUGGGCAUCGGUACCAGAUCAGAUCCAAAUACGUCAUUGGUUGCGAUGGUGCAAGAAGCAAAGUCCGCACGUGUUUGGGCAUUGAAAGUGAGGGCGAAGACUCAUAUGAAACCAUGAUGACCAUCCAUUUCAAUGCGAAUCUCCGGCCCAUCGUAGGAGAUCGUGUGGGUAUGCUUCACUGGAUCAUGGACCCGGAAGCAUCGGGUUUUAUCAUUGCUUAUGACUUGUCAGGGGAUGCCGUACUUAUCAGCAACUUCGAUCCAAAACGGAACCCGGUCGAAUGCUGGAAUCAAGAACUGUGCCGGAAAGUUGUGACCAGUGCUUUGGGAGUCGAAACUCCUUUCCAAAUUCACAGUUAUCGUCCAUGGCUACUGAGUCGGAAAGUUGCCAAAUCUUAUCGAUCUGGAAACGUUUUCUUGGCUGGAGAUGCUGCUCACUCCUUCCCACCUACUGGUGGUCUUGGUCUCAACUCAGGCUUGGGGGAUGUUCACAACUUGGCGUACAAAAUCGCUAUGGUACUCAAUGGCGACGCGUCAGAUGGUCUUUUGGACACAUACGAAUCUGAUAGAAGGCAUGUCGCAAUGGUAAACUCGAUGCAAAGUGUCAAAAACGGACAAGAGAUCUUCCGUUUGCUCAAACUCCUGGGAAUAGGCGAUGAUGUGGCGCAGGCGCGCAAGAACCUUUAUACCUCGCUCAACGACCCAAUGAAGACAAAGUUGAUCGAUGAGGGGAUUGAAGGUCAGAGAGAACAUUUUGAUAAUCUCGAAUUGCAUAUUGGUUACGUGUAUGGUUCUCGAACCAUUCCACCGCAUGCAUCACAUUAUGAGCCCAAGUUCACAGUAGGGGCAAGGCUUCCACAUACUUGGAUCGCCGUCAAGGAGAGUGAUCUUCAGCCUGUAGACGUUUCAUAUGUUACAGAGCUAUCCCCUGAGGACGUCCAACGUCGCACAUACAGCGUUCUCGAUCUCUGCGCGCCAAACCGAUUCACGCUCAUCGGUGACCUUGAGGUUCCUGGUGUGAAGACAGUCCGGCUGGGUCAAGGUUUUGAUGUUGUUCGCCCAGAAGGAGACUCGUGGCUAAGCCAGAGUGGGAUAUCCGAGGGAGGAGGAUUCCUAGUCCGACCUGACCAGCACAUCUUGAUGGUCCUGACUGCUGAUACGACAAGUCAAGACGUUCAGAAAGCAAUUAAGGAGCACCUAUGCUUGUAA